Molecule: messenger RNA, 1188 nt
Organism: Rhagoletis zephyria (snowberry fruit fly)
Lineage: Eukaryota; Metazoa; Arthropoda; Insecta; Diptera; Tephritidae
Product: putative nuclease HARBI1
Source: RefSeq, a predicted model, not a curated record
AAAAAAAAUUGAUAAAAUGCCAGCGCCAAUGAUUUUUGGGUGUGCCGAGGCAAGAAGACGCACGCUUAAAACAAAAAAAUCGUCAGCUAAGAAUGCAUGUAGACAUAUUUCAAAAGUUCGACUCCAAGUAAGUUUACCCUUCAAUGUAAUUUUCUUUGUCUAACUUGAUCUGUACAUACUUUUUAGGUUUAUAGAGUCUUAUCGCGUAAAUAAAGAUGUUUUCAAAAUGCUGUUAGAUAAAAUAGGAAUCAGGUUAGCAGAAGGGCAUUGUUUUAUUACACCGACUACGCAACUGGCAGCCACACUCCGGUUUUAGCAACUGGCUCCUAUCAGUUGGGGAUUUCUAAAGAUCAAGAUGUCAACAUAGGCAGAAUCACCUUUUCCAAGGUAUUGCACUUUGCUGUACAGGAGCUGGAGUGCUGCCUUUGUGAAGAAAACAUUCAGCUGAGGAUGUCGUCCGCGGAGAUAAACGCAUCAAAAGAGCAUUUUUAUAGGGAAUUCAAUUUUCCCGGUGUCAUUGGGUGUGUGAAUGGAACACACAUAAAAGUGUCAAAACCAAGGGAUGACGAGUCUCUGUUUUUUAAUAGGAAGGGAUACUUUAGCAUAAAUGCAAUGGUGAUUUGUAAUUACAAUAUGGAAAUAGUGGCAGUAGAUGCGAGCCACCCAGGUUCAUGUCAUGAUUCAUUUAUUUGGAAUCAAAGUUAUGCAAGGCAACAAUCGCGCUAAAAUACUUGGAUUUUGGCAGAUUCCGGCUACGCCUUGGAAACCUUCGUAAUGACGCCAUAUAGGAACCCACAGCAUGGAUCAAUAGAACAUGCCUUUAAUAAGAGACACGCUUCUGCUCGCAACAUAAUUGAGCGUACAAUCGGUUUAUUGAAAAGCCGAUUCCGAUGCUUGCAAGGAACUCUUCACUACGAACCAAAGUUUGUUGCCCAACUAGUCAACGUUUGCUGUGCGCUACACAACAUUUGCCGCAGGCGUAACAUACAGAUGAAUGAAGAGAAUGGCCAUGAUCUGGAAAUGACAAGUAGAAAUGCUGAAGACGAGAGCGACAAUGAUUACCAGGCGGCUCUAGAUGGAGGGGAAAUGAGGGAUGAAGUUGCCCGCAGUUUUCAAAUCUAAUUUUUAAAGUAUUUAAAUUCAUAGUCACUCUCUGAAGUAUUCGUAAUUUAGUUUUUUCACGAUAUU